AUGGUCCACCAGUACUGGCUGUUAACGCUCCCCCUCCUGGUGCUGGAUGCUGCACAAGGCGUCGUUGCAACUCAUGGAAAGCACGCAAGGAAAUCCAGCGGAUCGCCUCCUGGACUGCAUGUUCUGCCUCUGAUUGCGGAUAACUCCGAUGACUACCACUCAUGGAUUGCUGAAGUCGCGGCUGGCACUCCCCCUCAGAAAAUGAGGCUGAAUCUAGACAUAGCCAAAUCGACAACAUGGUUCAUCUCUGACAAGACCUACGCGGAAUGUGAUGGCUGCAAGAAUGGAUAUUAUCAGCUCAACAGGUCCAAGACCUCAUCCCCGGUUUUAGGCCAUACAGCAAUUUCUUAUGGCGAUCCAACGACUUACCCGCCAAGCAACCUCACCUUUGAUCUAGACUUCCACAAGGACACGGUUCAAAUUGCCGGCGUUAGCAUCCCCAAACAAAUCUUUGGUCUUUUCAACCCGUACAAGGAUGAGUUUUCUGGAAUUGGUGGGCUUGCGCUUGGGCCCAAUGUCGAACAUGGUUAUGCACCGGGCAAGAUCUACAGCUCCUUCUUGGAUAACCUCGUUACAAACAAAAAGAUUGCCAGCCGCACUUACAGUAUUGACCUUCACGAGCACGGAUCAAAGCCAGCCUCAAUUAUUCUUGGGGGCAUUGACACGGGUAAAUUCAAGGGCAAGCUUGUAAAGAGACCGUUGGUUAAGGAUGAACUUGGCACUUUUGGACCUUCCAUCGUUCUCACAGGCCUCAGCCAGACUGUUCCCAAUGGAAAGAACAAGGCAGGCAAAGUGACCAGCUACCCAGUCCACAAGAACGACUCCGUCUUCCUUCUCGACAGCUCCAACCAGUACCUCCGAUUCCGCCACUCCUUCGUCGAUCCUCUCUACAAGACCCUCGGCGCAGUCAACAACGGACAAGACGCAUACUUUGUGCCUUGCGAGAAGCGCAACAUGCCCGGUAGCUGGGACUUUCAAUUCGGCGACGUCACGAUCAAGAUCCCGUAUAGCAAGAUUAUCACUGACCAGUCGGGUGAUAAGGGUAAGACUUGCUGGGUCGGUGUUUUGACUACUUGGAAAGGACAGCUAGUCUUGGGACAACCUUUCUUGGAAGCUGCCUAUCUUGCCUUCGAUCUUGACAACAAGCAGGUUGCACUGGCUCCACCAGCUAACUGUGGUGAAAAGCUAGUUGCAUUCGGCUCCGGACCUAAUGCUAUUCCAAAUCUGAAAGGUUGUUAA
Molecule: messenger RNA, 1239 nt
Organism: Fusarium tjaetaba
Lineage: Eukaryota; Fungi; Ascomycota; Sordariomycetes; Hypocreales; Nectriaceae
Product: aspartic-type signal peptidase
Exons: 5
Coding region: 1-1239 (412 amino acids)
Biological process (GO): proteolysis
Molecular function (GO): aspartic-type endopeptidase activity
Source: RefSeq, a predicted model, not a curated record